AUGCUGCGCCCCCUGGUGCCCCGGCUGCUUUGCCUCCGUGGCCGCACCGCCCCAUACUCUUCCUCGGCCGUCCUUCCAAGCCCCAACCCAAACCCAGACAUCCGCUACAACCAGCUGUUCAUCAACAAUGAGUGGCAAGAUGCCGCCAGCAAGAAGACCUUCCCGACAGUCAACCCUGCCACGGGAGAGGUCAUUGGCCACGUGGCCGAAGGGGAUCGGGCUGAUGUGGACCGGGCAGUGAAAGCAGCCCGCGAGGCCUUCCGCCUGGGGUCUCCGUGGCGCCGGAUGGAUGCCUCCGAGCGCGGCCGGCUGCUGAACCGCCUGGCGGACCUAGUGGAGCGGGAUCGUGUCCACCUGGCUUCACUGGAGACGUUGGACAAUGGGAAGCCUUUCCAGGAGUCCUAUGCCUUGGACCUGGAUGAGGUCAUCAAAGUAUACCGGUACUUUGCUGGCUGGGCUGACAAGUGGCACGGCAAGACCAUCCCCAUGGAUGGAGAGCAUUUCUGCUUCACCCGCCACGAGCCUGUCGGCGUCUGCGGCCAGAUAAUCCCAUGGAACUUCCCCUUGGUCAUGCAGGGCUGGAAGCUCGCCCCAGCACUGGCCACCGGCAACACUGUGGUCAUGAAGGUGGCAGAGCAGACCCCCCUUUCUGCCCUGUACUUGGCCUCCCUCAUCAAAGAGGCGGGCUUUCCCCCUGGGGUGGUGAACAUUGUCACUGGCUACGGCCCCACGGCGGGUGCCGCCAUCGCCCAGCACAUGGAUGUCGACAAGGUCGCCUUCACUGGCUCUACUGAGGUAGGCCACCUGAUCCAGAAGGCGGCUGGCGAUUCCAACCUGAAGAGAGUCACCCUGGAGCUGGGUGGGAAGAGCCCCAGCAUCGUGUUGGCGGACGCGGACAUGGACCACGCCGUGGAACAGUGCCACGAAGCCCUGUUCUUCAACAUGGGCCAGUGCUGCUGUGCGGGCUCCCGGACCUUCGUCGAAGAAUCCAUCUAUGACGAAUUUCUUGAGAGAACUGUGGAGAAGGCUAAGCAGAGAAGAGUCGGGAAUCCCUUUGAGCCGGACACCCAGCAGGGGCCCCAGGUGGACAAAGAGCAGUUUGAACGAAUCCUGAGCUAUAUCCGUUUUGGCCAGAAGGAGGGGGCACAACUUCUCUGCGGCGGGGAACGUUUUGGGGAGCGCGGUUUCUUCAUCAAGCCCACGGUCUUUGGUGGCGUGCAGGAUGACAUGAGGAUCGCCAGAGAGGAGAUCUUUGGGCCUGUGCAGCCCUUAUUUAAAUUCAGGAAGAUGGAGGAGGUGAUCGAGAGGGCCAACAACACCAGGUAUGGCUUGGCUGCCGCCGUGUUCACCCGGGACCUGGACAAGGCCAUGUACUUCACACAGGCGCUCCAGGCCGGCACGGUGUGGGUAAACACCUACAACAUUGUCACCUGCCACACGCCCUUUGGAGGGUUUAAGGAAUCUGGCAAUGGGAGGGAGCUGGGGGAGGAUGGGCUUAAGGCCUACACGGAGGUGAAGACAGUUACCAUCAAGAUUCCUCAAAAGAACUCGUAA
This is a messenger RNA of Enhydra lutris kenyoni (northern sea otter), 1554 nucleotides long. It is a transcript of the gene ALDH1B1, whose product is annotated as aldehyde dehydrogenase 1 family member B1. The transcript has a single exon. Lineage: Eukaryota; Metazoa; Chordata; Mammalia; Carnivora; Mustelidae. The coding region runs from base 1 to 1554 and encodes 517 amino acids. Gene Ontology annotation, molecular function: aldehyde dehydrogenase (NAD+) activity. The record is from RefSeq and is a predicted model, not a curated record.